Molecule: messenger RNA, 661 nt
Organism: Phragmites australis (common reed)
Lineage: Eukaryota; Viridiplantae; Streptophyta; Magnoliopsida; Poales; Poaceae
Exons: 3
Coding region: 156-503 (115 amino acids)
Molecular function (GO): phenylpyruvate tautomerase activity
Source: RefSeq, a predicted model, not a curated record
CGGAGCAUAGCAGCCGCAGGAUAGAGAGAGAGAGAGAGAGAGAGAGAGAGAGAGAGGCAGCAGAGGCGGAGAGUGGGGAAGGAAGGCGGCCGGAAGAGCAGAAGCCAGGAGGAAGGAGAAGAGCGCGGCGGAAGAGGAAGCGGAAGCGAGCGAGGAUGCCUUGCCUGAACGUGUCGACGAACGUGAACCUUGAUGGGGUGGACACCUCCUCCAUCCUCGCCGACGCCUCCAAGACCGUCGCCACCGUCAUCGGCAAGCCUGAGGCCUACAUGAUGGUUGUUCUCAAGGGUUCAGUGCCUAUGUCAUUUGGGGGUACCCAGGAGCCUGCCGCUUAUGGUGAGCUUGUUUCCAUUGGAGGGCUGAAUCCUGAUGUCAAUAAGAAGUUGAGUGCUGGCAUAGCUUCUAUCCUGGAGUCAAAGCUGUCCAUACCCAAGUCCCGCUUCUACCUCAAGUUCCACGAUUCAAAGCGCUCAGACUUUGGUUGGAACGGCUCCACCUUCUAGAUUUAAGGUCCAUGGCUUCACCGCAGGAAAUUUGGGUUAUCUAAGUCAUACUCAUUGCCUAUUAAGGACAAUUUCGUAAGAUAACUGUGGGAAGUGAGAAUUAUUAUGUGAAACUGGGACACGGACGUGUUUGAAUGCAACUUAGCAUGCUUGUGGUA